AUGUUAAAGACAUUAAUUCACAGAAGAAUCAUGUCUACUAGUACUUCAUCGCCUGCCACUGAAUGGACUGCUUCCAAAGUCAGAACCACUUUCUUGGAUUACUUCAUUAAACAAAAGAAUCAUACCUUUGUUCCAUCAUCAUCCGUUAUCCCUCAUAAUGAUCCAACUUUAUUGUUCGCCAAUGCUGGUAUGAAUCAAUAUAAACCAAUCUUCUUGGGUACUGUUGAUCCAGCUUCUGAUAUCGCCACUAUGAAAAGAGCUGUCAAUUCUCAAAAAUGUAUUAGAGCUGGUGGUAAACAUAAUGAUUUAGAAGAUGUUGGUAGAGAUUCUUAUCAUCAUACUUUCUUUGAAAUGUUAGGUAAUUGGUCAUUUGGAGAUUAUUUCAAAAAGGAAGCUAUUGAAUGGUCUUGGGAAUUAUUAACCAAAGUUUAUGGCUUAAAUAAAGAUAGAUUAUAUGUCACUUAUUUUGGUGGUGAUGAAAAGCAAGGUUUAGCAGCCGAUCUUGAAGCCAAACAAUUUUGGUUAGAUGUUGGAGUUGAUGAAGAUCAUAUUUUACCUGGUGAUGUUCAUGAUAAUUUCUGGGAAAUGGGUGAUCAAGGUCCAUGUGGUCCAUGUUCUGAAAUUCAUUAUGAUAGAAUUGGUGGUAGAAAUGCUUCUCAUUUAGUUAAUAUGGAUGAUCCAAAUGUGUUAGAAAUUUGGAAUAAUGUCUUUAUGCAAUUCAAUAGAGAACCUGAUUCGAGUUUAAGAUCUUUACCAAGUAAACAUAUCGAUACUGGUAUGGGGUUUGAAAGAUUGGUUUCUAUCUUACAAGAUAAAUCUUCAAAUUAUGAUACUGAUGUCUUUACUCCAAUUUUUGAAAAAAUCAGUGAAAUCACUGGUGUUAGACCUUAUGCUGGUAGAUUCGGCGAUGAAGAUAAAGAUGGUAUUGAUACCGCUUAUAGAGUCAUUGCCGAUCAUGUUAGAACUUUAACUUUUGCUAUUUGUGAUGGUGGUGUUCCAAACAAUGAAGGUAGAGGUUACGUUUUAAGAAGAAUUUUAAGAAGAGGAGCUCGUUAUGUUCGUAAAUAUAUGAAUUAUCCAAUUGGAUCUUUCUUCCAACAAUUAGUUGAUGUUGUCAUUGAACAAAACAAAGAAAUCUUCCCUGAAAUUGUUGAUGGUGCUCAAGAUUUAAAAGAAAUCUUAAAUGAAGAAGAGCUUUCAUUUGCAAAGACUUUAGAUAGAGGUGAAAAAUUAUUCGAAAAGAAUGCUAUUAUCGCUUCAAAGACUCCUGAACAAACUUUAUCAGGUAAAGAUGUUUGGAGAUUAUAUGAUACUUAUGGUUUCCCAGUUGAUUUAACUAGAUUAAUGGCUGAAGAAGCUGGUUUAAAGAUUGAUGAGGUUGGAUUUGAAAAAGCUAAAGAAGAAUCAAGAGAAGCUUCCAAAUCCCAUGGUGGUAAAAAUAAUGCCAACUUAAUUAAAUUAGAUGUUCAUGCUCUUUCUGAAUUAGAAUCAAUUCCAAAAACUAAUGAUUCUUAUAAAUAUGGUUUAGAAGAUAUUAAAGCUAAUAUCUUAGCUAUUUAUAAUGGUAAAGAAUUCGUUGAUACCAUUAAUGAAGGUGAAGAAUGUGGUAUAAUACUAGACAAAUCCCCAUUCUACGCCGAACAAGGGGGUCAAGAAUAUGAUACUGGUAAAUUAAUCAUUGAUGGUAAAUCCGAAUUUAAUGUUACUAAUGUUCAAUCAUAUGCUGGAUUUGUUUUCCAUACUGGUAUAAUUGUUGAAGGUAGUUUAUCGGUUAAAGAUGAAGUUAUUGCUUCUUAUGAAGAAUUAAGAAGAUGGCCAAUUAGAAACAAUCACACUGGUACUCAUGUUUUGAAUUGUGCUUUAAGAGAAGUUUUAGGUGAUUCUAUUGAUCAAAAGGGUUCUUUAGUUGCUCCAGAAAAAUUAAGAUUUGAUUUCAGUCAUAAACAAGGUUUAAAUCCAACUGAAUUAGAAAAAGUUGAAGUUAUUUCUAAUGAAUAUAUUAAAUCUAAUAAAGUUGUUUAUGCUAAGGAUGUUGAACUUAGUCUUGCUAAAGAAAUCACUGGUGUUAGAGCUGUUUUCGGUGAAACUUAUCCAGAUCCAGUUAGAGUUGUUUCCAUUGGUGUUCCAGUUGAAGAUUUACUUGCUGAUCCUAAAAAGGCUGAUUGGCAUAAACUUUCCAUUGAAUUUUGUGGUGGUACUCAUGUUGCUAAAACUGGUGAUAUUAAAGAUUUAGUCAUUGUUGAAGAAUCUGGUAUUGCUAAGGGUAUUAGAAGAAUUGUUGCUGUUACUGGUCAUGACGCUCAUGCUGUUCAAAAGCUUGCUAAAGAAUUUGAACAAGAAUUAACUCAUACUGAAAAUUUACCAUUUGGAUCAAUAAAGGAAACCAAAGCUAAAGAAUUAGGUGUUUCAUUAAAGAAAUUAUCAAUUUCCGUCUUAGAUAAAUUAAGAUUAAACAAACAAUUUGAAAAAUUAGAUAAAUCUAUUAAAGAUGAAUUAAAAGCUAUACAAAAGGAAGAAUCUAAAAAGACAUUAGAUGUGGUUAAUGGAUGGUUAGACAAUAAAGAAACUCCAGCUGGAGAAUAUUUUAUUGGUCAUAUUCCAAUCAAUGCCAAUGCAAAGGCUAUUGCUGAUGCCAUUAAUUUAAUUAAAAAACAAUAUAAAGAAAAAUCAAUUUAUUUAAUUACUGGAUUGAAGGAAAAAGUUGCCCAUGGAUGUUAUAUUUCUGAUGAAGCUCUUGCUAAAGGUAUCAAUGUUACUGAAUUGGGUAAUAUUGUUUCAGGAGCUAUUGGAGGUAAAUCUGGUGGUAAAGGUAAUACUAUUCAAGGUAUGGGUGAUAAACCUGAAGGUAUUGAAGAUGCUGUUCAUAAAUUAACUGAAUUAUUUUCAUCUAAAUUAUAG
This is a messenger RNA of Scheffersomyces coipomensis, 2898 nucleotides long. It is a transcript of the gene ALA1, whose product is annotated as alanine--tRNA ligase. The record is from RefSeq and is a predicted model, not a curated record. Bases 1 to 2898 code for a protein of 965 amino acids. The transcript has a single exon. Gene Ontology annotation, biological process: alanyl-tRNA aminoacylation. Lineage: Eukaryota; Fungi; Ascomycota; Pichiomycetes; Serinales; Debaryomycetaceae. Gene Ontology annotation, cellular component: mitochondrion; cytoplasm. Gene Ontology annotation, molecular function: ATP binding; alanine-tRNA ligase activity; aminoacyl-tRNA deacylase activity.